AUGGAUGAAGAUGAUGGUUUAUUAUUGAAUUUCGAUACUAAUACUACUUCAAAUGAUUCAAAAGUGCUGCUGCUGAAGGUUAAAGGUGGCAGAUGGAAAGACAGAAGGAAAUUACAAUUAUCAUUACAAGGUAAAAAACCAAAACCAAAAACAACAGGUGUAAAUAAUAUAGAAAUUGAUGAAUCAAAAUUAAAACAACCACAACAGCCACAAACAAAGAAACCAAGAAUAGAUCAAAGAAGGUUCACAGAAACAAAGGGUGAAUUUGGAGGUAAAAAUGAAAGUUAUGUUUCAUCCUUAUUCUCGAAUAAUCAAGAUACACAAUUGAAAAUCACCAAAGAAUCGGAAAAUAUCAAACAUACUCCAUCUAAUGCUCCUAUAAUAGACACAAAUUCAUUCAAUGGACUAGGAUUAAAUGAAAAAUUAUCAAGUCAUUUAACUGAACAUUUAAAAUUUAAGUAUCCUACAAAAGUUCAAAAACUCGUACUUCCAAAAUUAUUAAAUUCAAUUGUUGAUCUAUUCGUCAAAGCACAAACUGGAUCAGGUAAAACUCUUGCAUUUUUAUUACCUAUAUUAAAUCAACUAAUGAUUGAAGAUAGAUUAAAUCGAGAAUCGGGAUUAUUUGCAAUGAUAUUAACACCAACUCGAGAAUUAGCAAAUCAAAUAUACCAUGUAUUGGAAUCUUUAACACGUUGUUAUCAUCAUAUUGUACCUGGUAUAGUUAUUGGUGGAGAAAAGAAGAAGUCAGAAAAGGCAAGAUUAAGAAAAGGGGUUAAUAUCUUAGUUGGUACACCGGGUAGAUUAGCUGAUCAUUUAGAAAAUACAAAAAGUGUAGAUGUAAGUCAAUUAAGAUGGUUAGUAUUAGAUGAAGGUGAUAAAUUAAUAGAAUUGGGAUUUGAAGAAACAAUUACAAAAAUAACAACAAAAAUAGAAUCAACAAAUAAGAUAAAUCAAACAAUUACAAAAUGGCCAAAAUUACCAAGCAAAAGAAUCAAUGUUUUAUGUUCAGCUACAUUACAGAAUAAUGUUAAGAAAUUGGGACAAAUGAUAUUAAAUGAACCAGAAAUGAUUUCAGUAGAUAAUGAAACUGAAAAUACGAUAACGUUUCAAGAUACUACUCAUUCAACUGCUCCUGAUCAAUUAAUACAGGAUAUAUUAGUAGUGCCGUCAAAAUUAAGACUCGUCACCCUAAAUGCAUUAUUAAAGAAUAUUUCAACACAACCAUCGAAGACAAUUGUAUUUUUUUCAUGUUCAGAUUCGGUAGAUUAUCAUUUUGACGUAUUUACAAGGAGUGGAAAACAAAUAAAAAAUGAAGAAGAAGAAGAUAGUGGUAUUUUAACAGCUCCAAUAAUUAACGAUUCUAUAAUUUAUAAACUUCAUGGUUCAUUAUCACAACAGAUUAGAACAAAGACAUUAGAAUCAUUCAUCAAAGAUAGAUCUGAAUCGAAUAAAAUUUUAUUCUGUACUGAUGUAGCAUCUAGAGGUUUAGAUCUACCUAACAUCACAAACGUGAUUGAAUAUGAUGCUCCUUUUACUAUAGAUGAUCAUUUACAUAGAAUAGGUAGAUCAGCAAGAGUAGGAAAUCAAGGAAAAGCUACCCUUUUCUUAUUACCUGGUAUUGAAGAAGGUUAUGUAGAUAACAAAUUAAAAAUUGUUCAUCCAAAACAAGGAAAUUUAAGAAUUAUAAAUUAUGAAUCUCCAUUACAGACUGCAUUUGCUGAGGGUGAAUCAAAAUCUAAAGAUCAAAAGAUUGGUAAAUGGGAUAUACAUGCUACGACAUGGCAUUUGGAUGUUGAAAGGUGGUUAUUGGAAGAUCAAAGCGCAAUGGAAAAGGCAAUACAAGCAUUUACAUCUCAUAUUAGAGCUUAUACUACUCAUUUAAAUUCAGAAAAGCAAUUUUUCAAUGUAAAGACUUUACAUUUGGGUCAUUUGGCUAAAAGUUUUGGUCUUAGGGAAACUCCGAAAAAAUUGGGUAAAUCUGUUAAUGUUAAUCAAUCUGCUAAAGUUAAAAAAGAAGAUCCAAGGAAGAAAAUGUUGAGAAUUGCUAAAAUGGCUGCAAAAGAUUUGAAUUCUGAGUUUAACUACUGA
Insectozyma verbasci is the source of this 2088-nucleotide messenger RNA. NCBI's taxonomy places the organism in Eukaryota, Fungi, Ascomycota, Pichiomycetes, Serinales, Debaryomycetaceae. The record is from the annotation of a GenBank genome assembly.